Cephus cinctus (wheat stem sawfly) is the source of this 8788-nucleotide messenger RNA. RefSeq names its product filamin-A (gene cher). Bases 864 to 8180 code for a protein of 2438 amino acids. NCBI's taxonomy places the organism in Eukaryota, Metazoa, Arthropoda, Insecta, Hymenoptera, Cephidae. Gene Ontology annotation, molecular function: actin filament binding. The transcript has 24 exons. Gene Ontology annotation, biological process: actin cytoskeleton organization. The record is from RefSeq and is a predicted model, not a curated record.
GAAAAUUUUAAAACAAAUUUACAAAAUCAAGUUUCCUCGCUAACACUGAAGGAGCAUGAACUAGUAGCCUUUAGUCGUGUCGUGCCAGCUUAGUUUCCUCGGUUUAUACUUUAGUUUUAUUAUACGAAUCCCCCGUGGUGUUUUGGUUGUGUGAGAGAUGACUGUGUGUAUAUAUAGAUCCCGACUCCCUUCCCUUUUGAGAGGUGACGGAGGAGAGUAAAGGGGCUGUGCGUGAGGGACCCCGGACUAUUCUUGGACAACUUCACUCAGAUCUGCUUUCGCGUUCGCAUCGACGCCACUAAACGGCUACCGAUCCGUCCAAUAUUUGGCCACGACCGGCAAAUUACAUACAAGAAGUAACAAUAAGAAACAACAAAAACAAUUAUAGUGCCUCGUGAGAACAAACAAUCCCUUGUCCUCUAUAGUGGACCAGCGCUACUAAGAGGUGUUUCCCGGUUCUUAAGGGAUCCGGCCUCCUACUUAGUGAUCAUCAGCCGUCACCUCUAAAUUUCUCAAACGGAAAAGUGGUCGAGGAUUGAUAAGGCCCAGGAAGUGGUACCACUGACAGCCGCAGAGCCGUACGCGCCCUGAAGGAAGUCUCACUAGUUUCACAAUAGAUCGCGCGAGUAUAGGCCCCCCAUCUAGGACUUUAUAACCCAGCUGAUCAAACUGCACUAACGACCGAGUAUCUCCGACACGUAUCACCUUCUAUCAACCAGAGUUCACACACUGAACUCGGGUGGACUUCUACCGGCACAAUCACCGGUCGCACUACCGGUCCCAACAAACCAGACUUCCACCACCACUAGGCUUAACAGCCACCUCCAUAGCCACUAAAGUGCCUUAGCGAGCCGGCCGAUAAAAUGAAUGACAAUGAUAAGUCAGUCGAGAGCGGGAACCCCGCUGAAGACGACGACGAGAUGAUGGAACGCGAGCUGGCCGAAGAUGCCCAGUGGAAGAGAAUCCAGCAGAAUACCUUCACGAGAUGGGCCAACGAACAUCUCAAGUCCUGUAACAAGCACAUCGGCGACCUAGAGAGCGACCUCUCUGAUGGUCUUAGACUCGUCAGUCUCUUAGAAGUGCUCUCGCAAAAGCGUCUACCCAAACACAAUAAACGACCCACCUUCCGUUCACAAAAAUUGGAGAACGUAUCCGUCGCACUCAAGUUCCUCGACGAUCAAGGAAUACGUAUUGUUAAUAUUGAUUCCUCAGACAUUGUCGACUGCAAAUUGAAACUCAUCCUCGGUUUGAUAUGGACCCUCAUCCUCCAUUAUUCCAUCUCCAUGCCAAUGUGGGAUGGCGAAGAUGGCGAAGGACCGGAAAAGGGCGCAACCCCGAAACAAAGGCUGAUGCAUUGGAUCCAGGCUAAAGUUCCUGACCUGCCAAUUACCAACUUUACCUCAGAUUGGAAUGACGGUCGUGCAGUUGGUGCGCUUGUGGAUGCAGUUGCACCGGGUCUCUGUCCUGACUGGCAAGAUUGGAAUCCUAAGGAUGCCGUGCAAAAUGCAUCCGAAGCUUUGGGUCUUGCUGAUGACUGGCUUAACAUACCUCAGCUCAUUAAACCCGAGGAAAUGGUCAAUCCUAAUAUUGAUGAGAUGUCAAUGAUGACAUAUUUGUCUCAAUAUCCCAACGCCAAAUUGAAGUCCGGUGCGCCCUUGCGCGCUCGUACCAAUCCUAACAGCGUGCCACCGCCGCGGGUACGUGCCUAUGGACCAGGAAUCGAACCAACUGGACCAAUUGUUGGAGCACCAGCUAACUUCACCGUCGAAACAUUCUCAGCUGGAAAAGGAAACGUGGAAGUCACGGUGGAGGAUCCAAAGGGAAACAAAAUUCCGGUCGAUAUCAGGUUCAACAAGGACCGUAACCUGACUUACUCAGUAUCCUAUACACCAAAGAGCGAAGGACCUCACAAAGUAAAGGUCCUGUUUGCAGGACGAGAAAUCCCGAAGAGUCCUUACACUGUCACCGUCGAGGGACAUGCUGGAGAUCCUAGUAAAGUUACAGCUAGUGGUCCAGGUCUUCAGCCUGAUGGUGUCGUUGUUAAUAGGCCUACCUUCUUUGACAUCUUCACUAAGGAUGCUGGACGCGGUGUUCCCGAAGUCAUCAUUCUGGAUCCCCAGGGUUCAAAGACUACAGUGCCAGUAAAACUCCGUCAGACUUCACCAGAUGUAUGGCGAUGCGAGUACGUCACACCGAUGACGGGUAUGCACUCCGUGAACGUCUUCUUCGCCGGGAAACUCAUUCCUGGAAGUCCAGCCGGGGUUCGGGUUGCACCUGUCUCCGAUGCGAAAAAGUGCAAGGCGUACGGUCGUGGUCUUUUGCCCAAUGGAGUUAGGGUCAAGGAUGAUGCUGAUUUUACCAUCGUCACUAAGGAUGCUGGCGAGGGUACACCAGAGGUUCGAGUCAUUGGACCUGGUGGUGUGAAUCUACCUAUACAAAUGGUGAAAGUCGAUGCCACGACCUACAAGUGUACCUACAACCCGGUAAAAGAAGGUCGUCACGUAGUGAUGGUGACCUAUGGUGGAAAGGAAAUUCCAAAGUCUCCAUUCGAGGUCAACGUCGGUCCCUAUAAAGAAUCCAGUAUAAGGGUUUUCGGACCUGGUCUCUAUGGUGGCGUGGUUGGCCACCCUGCCAAAUUCACAGUCGAUACCAACGGUGAAACUGGCGCCCUUGGCUUCUCCAUCGAGGGACCCUCCAAGGCGAAAAUAGAUUGCCAGGAUAACGGUGACGGUACUGCGGAUGUUUCCUACGUACCUACUAUGCCUGGUCAAUAUGCUGUUCAUAUCCUGUGUGAUAACGAGGAUAUACCCAAGUCGCCAUACAUUGCCAAUAUUUUGCCUAAGACCGACUAUGAUCCUGAUAAGGUGGAGGUCCACGGACCGGGAAUCCAACCGGAAGGUGUCGCAAGAGACAAACCCACUAACUUUACUAUAGACUGUAGGAAGGCCGGCCAAGCGCCUCUGGAAGUCGUUAUCCUGGAUGCUCUUGGUAGAUCCGUGCCACUUAAACUUGAUGACAAACGUGAUGGCACUGUACAAGCUCAUUAUACACCUACAUCCGGUUCCCAGCAUACGAUCCAGGUGAAUUACGGUGGUGUAGCAACCAAGAAGUCACCGUACAGAGUUAAAGUAGCUGCACCCUUAAAUCCUGCCAUGGUAUCUGCCUUUGGACCAGGACUGGAUAAGGGCGUCAAGUCAAAUACUCCAACUCAUUUCAAUAUAGACUGCCGAGAGGCUGGGCCUGGGGAACUUGACGUGACCAUGGAUGCUCCAGAUGGCCGAGAUCUGCCUAUCACAUUGAGUGAUAACGAGGAUGGUACAUACACUGUGGAUUAUGUUCCACCAGCACCUGGAAAUUACACAGUGAAUAUGACCUACGGUGGCCUCAAGGUUCCUAAGUGUCCUCUAAAAGUGAACGUGCAGCCACACAUUGACGUAUCGAAGAUCAAGGUCGACGGACUCGAGCCCACCGCCCCCGUGAACAGCCUCCAGCAGUUCCGCGUGAUAACGCAAGACGCAGGAAAGGCGGACUUCCAAGUAGCGAUCACGACCCCGUCCGGAAACAGAGUGAAGGCCCACAUAGUACCGACCCACGAGGGCUUCCUGGUGAACUUCACGCCAACGGAGCUAGGGGAAUACCUUCUGGGAAUAAGCUUCGGUGGUGAACCGAUCUCGCCGCAGCCAUAUCGGUUGACCUGCGUCCACGGAAGUGAUCCUGGCAAGGUCAGAGCAUCCGGUCCAGGAUUGUCCCAUGGCAUAGUGAACAAGCCUGCCGAGUUUGUAAUCGAUACCAGAGGCGCUGGUCAGGGUGGCCUUGGAGUCACCGUAGAAGGACCAUGCGAGGCUGCCAUCAAUUGUCGUGACAAUGGCGACGGCACCUGCUCCGUCGCUUAUCUACCGACCGAACUUGGUGACUAUGGGAUCAACAUCACCUUCAACGACCAGCACAUUCCAGGAUCGCCGUUUCAGGCCCUCAUCGAGUCAGAGGCCGACCUCUCGAAGAUCAAGGUGUCCGGAAACGGGAUACAGCCCCACGGUGUUUACGUGGACAGUCCGACAGAUUUCACCCUGGACACCAGAGCCAUCGCCAAGACGAAGAGCGACGAUGGGAAGAUCUCCUGCACGAUAACUAAUCCAAGUGGCGGCAAGACUGAGAAGGUCAUCACGCCUCAGGCUGAUGGUACCUACAGGAUCAGUUAUACACCCUUUGAAGAAGGCAGACACACCAUUGAUAUACUCUACGACAACGUCCCUAUCCCUGGAUCACCCUUUUCCGUUAACGUUAAACGUGGAUGUGAUCCUAGCAAGUGCAGAGCUUAUGGUCCAGGUCUCGAGAAAGGAUACGUUAAUAAGCCUAAUCAGUUCACAGUAGAAACUACAGGUGCUGGAAAUGGAGGCUUGGGUCUUGCCAUUGAAGGCACCAGUCAGGCUCGUAUGACCUGUAAAGAUAAUUAUAACGGAUCCUGCAGUGUGGAGUAUAUACCAACUGAACCUGGUGAUUAUGAUGUCAGUAUAAAGUUUGCGGAUCAGCAUAUUCCUGGAUCACCGUUCAAGGUCCAGGUUGACCGUAUAGUUGACAGCAAGGAUGUCACUGCCUAUGGUCCAGGAUUGGAGCCUGAGAAGGUUCGCGAAGGUAUCCCUGCGAAAUUCAUGGUGGACACUACGAAAGCUGCUCCUGCACAGUUGGAUGUUAAACUUAAGACGGACAAGGGUCAUAUCCAGAAGCCAGAGAUCAAGGAACAUGGCGAUGGUCUCUAUGAGGUCACCUAUCAGCCAACACCAGCUGGUAGUAACGUUCAAAUUGGUGUUACUUACGGCGGUCAGGAUGUCACUGGAAGUCCAUUCAAGAUCAAGGUCAAUCCUACUGUCGAGCCUAGCAAGGUCGUACUUUCUGGUCCAGGGGUAGCUCCAAAGUGCACCGCUUCCUUCCCUACCGAGUUCAUCGUGGACACUUCCAAGGCUGGAUAUGCUGAUUUGGAGGUUCAAGUUUUGGGUCCUGAUCAAGUCCCACGCAAUGUCGAAGUCCAAGAUAUAGGCGAUGGAAAGUUCAAGGCCAAGUAUUUGCCUGACGAUUGCGGCAGGUACAAGGUCAAUGUGAAAUAUGGCGGCAAGGAAGUACCUGGAAGUCCAGCUAGUGUGCAGAGCGUCUCCACCGGAAAGGCUGAUCAGUGCAAGAUCAAGGAAGGCAUUCAGCGUACCUUGGCCCAGGGUGAGGAAUACUGUAUAACCGUGGACACUGAAAAUGCCGGCCGGGGUGCAGUCACCUGUCGCAUCCGUUCCAGUUCUGGAAGCGAAGUCCUGGACAUUGAUAUUGACGACAAUGGAGAUGGUACCGUGAAUAUUUAUUAUACUGUCGCGGAUGCUGGCGAGUACACACUCAGUAUCAAGUUCGGAGGCCAGUCCAUUCCCGAUGGCUUUUAUACCUUUACGGCUUCCGAGGAAUACAGGGAACACAGCACCCACAAGACUCACCGUGCGAAAAAGACUCAGCAGCGUCAGGAACAACGCGUUGUCGAGCAACACAGCACAAGCGUGCAGGAGAGUUCGAGUGUGACAACCAAGCGCAGCACAACACAGCAGGAAUCGUCGAAAAAGAAGUUCAGGGACGUACAGUUGAACAAUAUUGUAUUGCCAUCGACAGGAGGCCGUAUCACCGCUGAAGUCAAAAUGCCUAGUGGGAAUGUAGAUAAACCAGUGAUCGAGGAUAAUCACGACGGCACUGUUUCCAUCAAGUAUGAACCCCGUGAAGAAGGUCUUCAUGAGGUCUACGUGAAGUUCAACGGAGAACAUGUGCAGGGAUCUCCAUUCAAGUUCCACGUGGACUCUCUGUCCAGUGGAUAUGUCACCGCAUAUGGUCCGGGCUUGAGUUAUGGAGUCUGCGGAGAACCUGGAAACUUCACUGUAUCUACUAAAGCUGCCGGUGCUGGAGGUUUGUCCUUGGCAAUCGAAGGUCCUAGCAAGGCUGAGAUAUCCUGUCACGAUAACAAGGAUGGUACCGUUUCCGUUUCUUAUCUUCCUACUGCUCCCGGAGAAUAUAAGAUCUCUGUGAAGUUUGGAGACAAGCACAUCAAGGGCAGUCCCUAUGUUGCUAAAAUUACUGGCGAGGGCAGGAAGCGCAACCAGAUCUCUGUUGGAUCAUCCAGCGAGGUCCAACUUCCGGGUAAGGUAUCAGAUACCGAAAUCCGCUCCCUGAACGCUUCCAUAACAGCACCAAGUGGUCUUGAGGAGCCUUGCUUCCUGAAGAAGAUCCCCAGCGGUAACAUGUGCGUCUCCUUCACACCCAGAGAGGCUGGAGAACAUACGGUAGCCGUGAAGAGGAUGGGCAAGCACAUUCCCAACUCUCCGUUCAAGAUCGACGUGAAGGACCGUGAAGUGGGUGACGCGAAGAAGGUCAAGGUGACCGGAAAUGCCCUUAAGGAGGGCAAGACUCAGCAGGAGAACACAUUCUCGAUUGACACCAGGAACGCUGGCUUCGGUGGACUCUCCUUGUCAAUGGAAGGUCCCAGCAAGGCUGAGAUACAGUGCAAGGAUAACGAGGACGGCACUCUUAAUAUUUCCUACAAGCCCACCGAGCCCGGAUAUUACAUAAUGAAUCUCAAGUUCGCCGAUCACCACGUCGAGGGUUCGCCGUUCACCGUGAAGGUCUCCGGCGAGGGUAGCAACAGGCAGCGGGAGAAGAUUCAGAGACAGCGGGAAGCUGUUCCUAUAACUGAGGUCGGUAGCGAGUGCAAGCUCACCUUCAAGAUGCCCGGGAUAACCUCUUUCGACCUGGCCGCGACUGUGACGUCGCCAGGAGGCGUCACGGAGGACGCUGAAAUUAAGGAGGUCGAGGAUGGCCUCUAUGCAGUGGCCUUCGUACCCAAGGAACUCGGCGUCCAUACCGUAUCCGUACGGUACAAGGAGAUGCACAUUCCUGGAUCACCCUUCCAGUUCACCGUUGGUCCAUUAAGGGAUGGCGGUGCCCAUAGAGUUCACGCCGGCGGACCAGGAUUGGAGAGAGGAGAGCAAGGUCAACCCUGUGAAUUCAAUAUCUGGACCAGGGAAGCUGGUGCUGGAACACUGGCAAUUUCCGUGGAAGGACCUAGCAAGGCUCAGAUCGACUUUAAGGAUCGUAAGGACGGUAGCUGCUACGUUAGCUACACCGUAUCCGAGCCUGGCGAAUACAGAGUGGGCAUCAAGUUCAACGAUCAACACAUCCCUGAUUCACCCCAUAAAGUCUACAUAUCCCACGCCAUGGGGGAUGCUCAUAAGCUCGAGGUCGCUCAGUUUCCUGACAGCGGGGUGCAACCUGACAAGCCAGCCACCUUCCUGGUCCGCAAGAAUGGCGCCAAGGGUGAAUUGGAUGCUAAGAUAAUCUCACCCAGUGGCAUCGAGGAUGAUUGCUUCAUCCAGUCCAUCGACUCGGACACUUACUCAGUUCGCUUCAUGGCCCGUGAAAAUGGCAUCCAUAAUAUUCACUUGAAGUUCAAUGGCGUCCACAUAUCCGGUAGUCCUUAUCGUAUAAAGGUCGGUAAGGUCGACGCUGAUCCCGCAGCUCUGCAUGCCUACGGAAACGGACUCACCGAGAUCAAGACGGGACAGAAGACGGACUUCAUAAUCGAUACCUGUAACGCCGGCGCUGGAGCACUUGCCGUUACCGUCGAUGGUCCCAGUAAAGUAGCCAUGGACUGUACCGAGGUCGAGGAAGGUUACAAGGUCAGGUACACACCUCUGGUACCUGGGGAUUAUUAUAUCAGUGUCAAGUACAACGGUUACCACAUUGUUGGUUCACCCUACAAGGUCCCAUGCACCGGUGCGGAUCUCGCUGAGAGAGGGGCCCAGGAGACGAGCUCGGUAGUCGUGGAGACUGUACAGAAAAUCUCAAAGUCCAAACAGACUGGACCAGUCUUGCCUCUGUUCAAGUCCGAUGCCAGUAAGGUCACCAGUAAGGGAAUGGGCCUUAAGAAGGCUUAUAUUGGCAAGCAGAAUCAAUUUAGCGUCAAUGCUGCGGAUGCUGGUAACAAUAUUCUCUACGUUGGUGUCUACGGGCCCAAGGGCCCCAGCGAGGAGGUUCAAGUGAAACACGCAGGACGCAAUAAUUACAACGUUAAUUACGUGGUGCGAGAGAGGGGAGAGUACAUUGUAAUCGUUAAGUGGGGCGAUGAGCAUAUCCCGGGUUCACCUUACAAGGUUGAUGUUUAAGAGUCUCGAGGACUUUUUCUUUUUCAUAACAGUGAGAUUGUUAAUAUUGCCAAUUCGUGAGAGAGUAAUCCAGUCGACUUAUUGUCCAGCCUUGAGUUUCGUUAGAUUUUACUUGCGACUGGUUUCCAUGUCUCCCCCACUUCUUUUCCCUCCUCGCUCAUCCCCUUUCAUCCCGAGACCUUGCGCCCACUUGCUACUUUGACACCUUCCGUGUUAAAAAUUUGAUAAAGCUGUUUAUCUUAUGUAAAUGGCGCGUCUAUUCGGUAUAUACGUAUAUUGCUGUGUCAGCGAUAAAUUGACAAUAAAUUGACGCGAUGUCGGAUAAUUAUUGAAAUUACGCGAUAUACAAAUUAAUUAUGUGAGCGGAAGUCACCAAAGUAGAUGUAAAGGGUGCGCACGUGGGUGAGUUACUCAUAUGCGAAAAUCGACGUGCCUUUCGAUAUCCUAUUUUAUUAUAAACUAUGCACAUGUCAUGCCAUACGAAUCAAAUCCUAAUUGCAUUAUAUAGCAUUAUAACUAUGUUAUCGGUAAUUAUGUAUAGAUUACAUAUAUUGCAUAUUGUCUAUUAUACAUUAAUGUAGAAAUAAAAACUAAUAUAUUUAUUAAGA